GAAAAAUUUUGGCUAAAUUUGGGAAGGUUCAUCAAGCACAUGGGGCAAUUUUGCAUAGUAUCGCUGCUUUAUAUAACAGUACCGUAUCUAUCCUCAGCUCACCAUUGCUGGAUUUUAUUGGGAAGGAAAUAAAAGGAGAUGUAUUUGGUCUUGAUCGUGCAAGAAUAUUAUACAACUUGUGCAAGUUGAGUCUUCAAACUCACCACUCCAGGUCUGUUUUAUGUGAUUUAUCACAUAUUUCAUUUCAACAGCUGAUUUCAUGGUUAACAUUGGCUUUCGUACUCAGCAGAGAUGCUCCAAUACUAUGUCGUAAGAUUUCAAGGUUGCUUGCUGUGUUAUACUUGGUCUCUUCUGUACGGUCUAAGUUCUCAUUUCCCAGUGAGGGAGAACUUUCAUUAAGUCAUUGGGUUACAUAUUAUCAUCAAGCCUCUCUUGGUGCUAACACCAACUACUACUUCUUGUCAAAAUUUAUCAAAUCAGGACGCAACUCAGAUAAAGAGGCUUCUGAAGAAUUCGACUUCCUCAGGCUUGCUCCCAAAAGCACCGAAGGUCUUGUUAAGUUUGCAAAAAACUUUUUCAAUGGUCUACCAGAAACGACAGCCAUCUGCAUUAGCGUGCUUGGAGGCACACUGUGUAAAUUGUUGCAUGAGUUGAUGAAAGGCCCCCAUGUUUGUGGGUGGCUGCUCUUGUCACGGUUGAGCUCAAAGAGUCAGCAGCCUUUAGCUCUACUUGUGCCAAUUUAUUCUCCACUUGAAGAAGCAGGUGGGAUUCGAAAGAUGGGUAAACGAUGGAAGUUUCCAUGGGGUUCCACAGUGGUGGAUGUUGUCGCCCCAUCGUUUAGAUUAAUAUUGGAGAACUACCUUAUUGGUUAUGAGGAUCCUAAGAAGAUGAGGCUGACGAGUGAGGAACUUGAACUUCUAUUUGCUAAAUUGCCAAGAAACCUUGAAGAGUUGUGGUUGGGUCCCUGGAAGCAUCUGCUUUUGGGAGAAUAUUCAAACAGUAAAUUGCAUGAGACAAGGCAAAAGAAGCUGGUUAAGGAGCUCAGGUCCAAAUGUAAGAUGGAAGUAAAUGAGACACUUCUAAAGGUUUUCCUUGGAAAUGACACAGACGUUGAUUCAUGGAUGUGGAUAUCUCAGCUUUGUUCAAAGAAUGGUUGCUACGUAGGAGGUCGUCCAAGUGACUAUAUUGAUGAAGAAGAAAAUGGAACCAGUGUAUCUUAUAACGACCUUCAAAGUAGGUACCAGACAGCCCUAAAACUGAUACAGGAAUCAGGAAUGAAGCUAGAGCAUUGUAACGAAGAAAGAGAACCGAUCAUUCUUGUGGUGGAUCGUGAGAUUCAGAUGCUUCCAUGGGAGAAUAUUCCAAUAUUGAGGAAACGAGAAGUAUACCGCAUGCCUUCUGUGGGUAGUAUAUCAGCAGUGCUUAAGAAAAGCUGUUACCGAGAAGAUCCUUCUCCCUUCCCUGUGAUUGAUCCUAGAAAUUCUUAUUAUCUAUUAAAUCUUGAUGGUAAAUGCCAAGAACUGCAAACCGCGCUUGAAGGAUUGUUCGAGACUGAGGGAAUCGAGGGAAAAGCUGGAGCUGGAUCAAAGCCACUUGAUAAGGAGCUAAAGGAUGCGUUGGAAAAUCAUGAUCUUUUACUAUAUUUUGGGCAUGGUGCUGGAGAACAACAUAUUCCCAUGGAGAAAGUAGCAAAUAUGGGCAACAAAUGUUCUGCAGCUUUUCUUAUGGGAUGCAACAGUGGUUUGUCAUAUAAAGGAGGCAGAUAUGUACCAAAAAGGCCUUGGUUAUGUUUCCUGCUAGCCGGUUCCCCUGUCAUUGUGGCAACCUUGUGGGAGAUAACAUUUGAUAUUACCAAGUUUGUGAAAGCAAUGUUGGAAAGUUGCUGGAGAGAGAGGAGUGAUGAUGUUAAACCAGAGAGAAUUGGUUUGCUCAUGGCUGAUGCACGUAAUGCCUGCACUCAGAAGUUCUUGACAGGGGCUUCCCUUGUGUGUUAUGGUGUCCCAACUGCUAUCAGAACAAAGAGGAAGAAAAAGACUUGA
Eruca vesicaria subsp. sativa (arugula) is the source of this 2039-nucleotide messenger RNA. NCBI's taxonomy places the organism in Eukaryota, Viridiplantae, Streptophyta, Magnoliopsida, Brassicales, Brassicaceae. The record is from the annotation of a GenBank genome assembly.